ACCUUCAGUUUACUCGAAACUUGUCUCAACGUCUAAAGCUAAUAAUAAUACGUACCUCGAACUCUACAUCACCAUGAGUGUCGUCGCUGCCGAAUCGCGAGGUUUCAUUGACUUUUACACAAAGUCUGGCUCUACCAACGGGGCCAAGAUUGCGAUUAUUCUCAACGAGCUUAGCCUCACGUACCGACUUCAUAAGGUUGACAAAGCACCAAAGGAUACAGAGGCAUAUCGCGCAAUCAGUCCCAACAGUCAUUUCCCAGUCGUAGUAGACAUCCAUCCCGAUGGUUUCAAGGUCUCUCUCGACCAAACUGGUGCCAUUGCACAGUACUUGAUUAAUGAAUACGACCAAGACCAUACCAUAUCUUUUCCCAAACGGUCACCUGAAGAGAUCGAGGCGACCAACUGGUUCUUUUUUGGAGCGUCGCGUGUAGCUCCUUCUCACGACGAGGCAGUCCACUACAAGAAGGAAGCCCCUGAAACCAUUCCGUACAGCAUUGACCGAUUCCAAAACAAGACCCUGGGUCUAUUCUUUGCACUGGAACAGCGUUUAGAAAAAACGGGUGACUAUCUCGUGGGGCAUAAAUUCUCAAUCGCAGACAUUGCUCAGAUUCCGUUCGUCGUCGCUGCUGAAGAGGCCGGAAUCAACAUAGAACGAUUUCCAUACUUAACAUCCUGGUAUGAAAAGGUUCUAUCACGUCAGGGUGUUAAGAAAGGACUCUCCGUUGCUGGAAUUGAAUUUUCGGCGUAGGUUUUUCUUUUCCUUUUUUUCUCUGGAUUUUAAGCAAUUUGAAUGUCGGUGUUUGCUUGCAAUGAUGAUAAAUGUUACUCUGAUUAAUGAAACUUCUAUUUUAACCACCC
This is a messenger RNA of Talaromyces stipitatus ATCC 10500, 858 nucleotides long. Its product is annotated as glutathione-S-transferase theta, GST, putative. The transcript has 3 exons. Lineage: Eukaryota; Fungi; Ascomycota; Eurotiomycetes; Eurotiales; Trichocomaceae. Bases 74 to 748 code for a protein of 224 amino acids. The record is from RefSeq and is a predicted model, not a curated record.